Messenger RNA from Limanda limanda (common dab), 840 nucleotides. Its product is annotated as GTPase IMAP family member 4-like. Gene Ontology annotation, molecular function: GTP binding. NCBI's taxonomy places the organism in Eukaryota, Metazoa, Chordata, Actinopteri, Pleuronectiformes, Pleuronectidae. The coding region runs from base 1 to 840 and encodes 279 amino acids. The transcript has 3 exons. The record is from RefSeq and is a predicted model, not a curated record.
AUGGAGGCUGCAGAUAAGAAGGAGCUAAUGGACACUAGUGUGAUGGAGGUUGAGAGGGAAGGUGAUGACUGUGACAUCAGCUGGAGCCAAGAGCUCAGGCUCGUCCUCAUCGGAAAAACAGGAAGUGGCAAGAGUGCAUCUGGAAACACCAUCUUGGGCCAAAGGCAGUUCCUGUCUCAGAUGAGCAACAGCUCCGUCACAAAGAUCUGUGAGAAGAUGAGGAGAGUCACAGUGGUUGACAUGCCAGGUUUUGGGGACACUCACCUCGGCAGGGAGGAGAUUAAUGAAGAGAUAGCCAAGUGUGUGUGUCUCUCUGCCCCCGGGCCUCAUGCCUUCCUCCUGGUGGUGCCAUUAGGACGAUACACAGACAACGUGAACCAGGCUGUUGGUGAGAUGUCAAAGAUAUUUGGGGAGGAGGCACUCCGUCACCACACUCUGGUUCUUUUUACCAGAGGUGAUGACCUGGAGGGGAUGGGGAUUGAAGAGUUCCUGAGGAAGACUGCGCCUCCCGGGCUCGAGGCUCUGAUUGACAGGUGUGGCAGCAGGUACCAUGUCCUCAACAAUAAAGACCCAAGUAACUCAGAGCAAGUGAAAGAACUCCUGAUGAAGGUGGACAUGAUGGUGAGGCAGACCACCACAGGGUUUUAUACCAACGAAAUGUAUUUAGAGGCGGAUCCUGCCAUCAGGGAGGAGCAGAAAAGGAUGUUGAGGAAGCGAGGGGAAGGGAAAGAACGAGGGGGAAGUGGAAGAACGAGGGGGAAACAGCAGCAGCAGCAGCAGGCGACACUCUCGCCGUUCAUUCUUGACUCGUAUGAGACAGGAGGCUGUGCUCUCUCCUAA